AUCAUUUUUGAAUAAAAAUCUUAAAUUUAAAAAUGACCUAAUAUUCUGUUGUUUUUGUUGAGACUUUUCUUGUAAAAAAAAUGGCAAAUCAAGUAAAUUUCUGUCUAUUUUUAACAUGUUUACCAUUUAUUAUGUUGAUCAUUGGAUCGGUCGAUGGCCAAUAUGAAGAUGUUCGAUGUAAAUGUAUAUGUCCAGUGCCUAGUGUUGUAAGCAAUGCAACCAAAGGUACUACAAGAAAAUUAUACAUUAGAAAUGUAGCUCCCAAUCAAUGUAAUUGUGAUUUCGUUGUUCUGCCACAAUUAUCAUCCGAUGUUCAAUCGAAAGCAAAAGAAUUUUGUCCACGCUGUGAAUGUAAAUAUGAAUCAAGAGAUACAUCCAUUAUUCGUUUCUUUGUCAUAUUCAUCAUUGGUGUCAUAUCUUUUCUGGUCAUUUAUAUGCUGUUUCUAAUGAUUCUUGAUCCAUGGAUUCAUAAACGUCAAUCAAGGAACAGUUAUAAAUAUUUCAAUGAAGAAGUUUCAUUAGAAGAACAUGAACAACAGCCAUCGGAUGGAUCGCAACAACAACAACAACCACAACAACAAGAACAUCAACAACCUCCUCAACGAGAUUCGGAUAGUCAAUCCGCUAGACAUCGAAUAUCAUCAUCAUCUGGUAUAACCGAUGAUGUAAAUAUAACGGCAGCCGGACCAAUCGGUGUAUUGAAUCGUGUUGGUCAUUCACAAAACAAAUGGAAACGUCAAGUAAAAGAACAGCGUCGUAAUAUUUUCGAUAAUCAUACCAUAUUGAAUUGAACAGAAAAAAUCCAUUGUGAAUCAUUUAAUUCUUUAUUCAAUUAAAUCUCAUUAUUAUUAU
Molecule: messenger RNA, 852 nt
Organism: Dermatophagoides farinae (American house dust mite)
Lineage: Eukaryota; Metazoa; Arthropoda; Arachnida; Sarcoptiformes; Pyroglyphidae
Product: proton-transporting V-type ATPase complex assembly regulator TMEM9
Cellular component (GO): lysosomal membrane
Source: RefSeq, a predicted model, not a curated record